Molecule: messenger RNA, 903 nt
Organism: Penicillium salamii
Lineage: Eukaryota; Fungi; Ascomycota; Eurotiomycetes; Eurotiales; Aspergillaceae
Source: the annotation of a GenBank genome assembly
AUGGAUAACGACGCGGUUUCUCGAUCGAUUUCGAUCUUCGCUGGUCUGCCUGAGCACCAUGUCGUUCGAAAUUUCUCACAUUUCCGAGGGUUCCGGACAGAGGUUGAAACUAUUUCACAAUCUCUCAGACAAGGAGGCGGAAAUCAAUACCUUGUUUUGCUGAAUGUUCCGCUCAGAGUACUCACAAUGCUUGACCACCACGACAAGGAAUGUGGCCCGAUCAAUUACCGUCUCAACUGGCAAGGGAACACCGCACUUGUGAAGGUAGUUCCUUCUGGUGCCCAUGAGUGCAUAACUAGUGCUUUCUGCGAUAUCAUCAAAGAGAUUCAUCAUCAGAUGGGAUGUUUCUGGACCAGUCUCGGAUGGGUUCUUGCUACUACGUACACCUCUCGAUGGGGAGAUGGAAUGCAAGCCGAUAAUGCGUUUGUCCCUGAAGCCCGUCUUCGACUUGGCUUACCACCAACUCAAUGGCCAACUUUAGUUGUGGAGACAGGUGUCUCGGAAUCCCUGGCUCAUCUACGUGAAGAUGCGAAACGUUGGUUGCGCUGCUCUGAAGGACACGUCAGAAUCGUCAUUCUAAUCUCAGUUCGCCGAGAUCACAUCUUUAUUGAGAAAUGGCAGCUUGCACCCCCCAACGCACCUAUACCACUCAACAAACGUUACAUCGAUAGCCUCAAAGCCCAGAACCGGAAUAUGCCCCCGAUGGUUCCGCAACUCAGUUCGCUCCUGCAGGCGUAUUGCUCGCAAGAAAUAACAAUUGAACAAAAUGCAACAAGCGGAUGUCCGUUGAUAAUCCCUUUCGAGGCUCUCCAUGAUCGACUACCUGAUGCAACCGACAGUGACAUUCUCAUCCAGGAUUGGCAUUUCCGUUAUAUGUAUCGCUUUUUGCCUCGUGUACCUUGA